CGGCGGUUUGGCACAGUGGGAGAAGCUGCUUCCGAGGCCUUUCUGGAAAAGUUGUUGGAUCAGGCGACGGGAGCGGGGCCGCUCAGGAAACCGGUACCCAGGGUGAUAUGUAGGAGCUGCUUCAGGGCGGGGAUCAGUCCGACCGAGGCAGGCCGAUUGAGGCUGCAGAGACCGAAGUUAUACAGAAUAGCCAUGUUGUGUUGGGGUAAUACAUCAUUUGGACAGCUUGGACUUGGUGGCAUCGACGAGGAGGUUGUUUUAGAACCAAGGACCUGCGAGUUUUUCCAGAACAAAAAGAUUCGCGAUGUGGGAUGUGGCCGCAGACAUACUGUUUUUGUUCUCGAUGAUGGGACUGUUUACACCUGUGGGUGCAAUGAUCUUGGGCAGCUGGGACAUGAAAAAGCAAGAAAGAGACCAGAGCAAGUUGGGGCUCUGGAUGCUCAGAACAUCACUGCCAUUUCAUGUGGAGAGAUGCAUACGCUUGCACUAAAUGAUAGUGGUCAAGUGUUUGCUUGGGGACUUGCCAAAGAUGGUCAGUUGGGUUUGGCUGCCACAGAGGAAAGUGUCCGAGUUCCGAGGAAUAUAAAAUCUUUAGUAGAGGUACAGAUAACGCAGGUGGCCUGUGGUUAUUAUCAUUCUCUUGCUUUGUCGAAAGGAAGUCAAGUUUUCUCAUGGGGACAGAAUAAGAAUGGGCAACUGGGAUUAGGUCGAGAUAUUGGAAACCAGCCAUCACCGCAACCUGUUAGAUCUUUAAAUGGUGUUCCUUUUGUUCAGGUUGCAGCAGGUGGAGCACACAGCUUUGCACUCUCACUCUCAGGAGCUGUGUUUGGUUGGGGAUGCAACAAAUUUGGCCAACUUGGCUUAAAUGAUGAACAUGACAGAUAUGUUCCUGCCCUGUUGAAAUCUCUACGAACACAGAAGAUUGUCUAUGUGUGUUGUGGCGAAGAUCACACUGCUGCUCUGACAAAGGAAGGCGGAGUGUUUACAUUUGGUGCUGGAGGCUAUGGCCAAUUGGGGCAUAACAGCACAAACCAUGAAAUAAAUCCAAGAAAAGUCUUUGAAUUAAUGGGAUAUGUAAUCACACAGAUUGCUUGUGGAAGGCAGCACACGUUAGCUUUCGUUACAUCAUCUGGAAAAGUGUAUUCAUUUGGCCUUGGAGGAAAUGGUCAACUAGGAACUGGGUCCACAAAUAAUAGAAAAAGUCCCUGCACAGUGAAAGGAGCAUGGGUUCCUCAUGAUGGACAGUAUUCACCAAUUAUCAAUGCCAAAAACAAUUUUUGUGUUAAAAGGAUUUUCUCUGGAGGUGAUCAAAGCUUUGCACAUUAUUACAAUCUGCAGAACUCCAUACCACCAGAUGACUUCAGAUUACCCAAUCCAUCAAAACACAUACUCACAUUAAAUGAUGCAAUCAUCCAGAAGUGGAUAAGUUAUCCUCCUGGAAGGAUUCCUUCAGAGGCAACUAAUGAAAUUGAUACGGUGUUCUCAUCAGCAGGCUGCUUAAAUGGAAGCUUUCUUGCCUUGAGUAAUGAUGAUCACUAUAAAACCAGUUCCAAAUUCUCCGGGAUUGAUAUGAAUGCAGCUAGACUAUUAUUCCAUAGACUCAUACAGUCUGACCAUCCUCGGAUUUCGCAACAGAUAGCAGCUAGUAUGGAGAAAAACUUGAUCCCAAGACUUUCAAAUUCUCCACCUGAUGUAGAGGCCUUGAGGAUCUAUGUUACUCUUCCAGAGUGCCCCCCCAUGAAUGAUGUCAACAACUAUGUAACAUUAGCCAUUCCGUUUGGAAUGGCUAUUGUAAAGCUUGAAAAAGUGCCACUGAAAGUACUUGAAAAUUGGUGGACUACGUUUGAACCUGCGUUCUUUCAGAAGGUUGUGGAACUUUAUAAGGAUGUUGUAGUAUUUCUACUGAAACUAACCAAGGUUGGAAUGGCUAACUCUGAGCGAAGGACAUGGAAUAAUUUUCUGAAAACCGCCCUGGAGGUAUUGGCAAUUCUGCAUAGGGUAAAUGAGAAAGCUGGACAGAUAAUUCAGUAUGACAAAUUCUAUAUCCAUGAAGUACAAGAUCUCAUAGACAUCAGGAAUGAUUAUGUAAACUGGAUUCAAUACCAAGUAUAUGGAGGUAUGCCAGAUAUGCCAAUUACAAUUUGUACUUAUCCAUUUGUAUUUGAUGCCCAAGCAAAAACAACACUAUUACAGACAGAUGCUAUUUUACAAAUGCAGUUGGCAGUUGACCAAGCACACAGACAAAACAUUUCGUCCUUUUUCUUGCCUGUGGUUGAUACAGUUAACCCUUGCCUUGUGCUGAUUGUACGAAGGGGCCAUAUUGUUGAAGACACUGUGGAAGUACUGAGGAAAAGCAAGAAUGUCGACUUCAAGAAACCAUUGAAGGUCAUUUUCGUUGGAGAAGAAGCUGUGGAUGCUGGAGGUGUCCGGAAAGAGUUUUUCCUCUUGAUUAUGAGAGACCUAUUAGAUCCUAAAUAUGGCAUGUUUCGGUACUAUGAGGAAUCUAGACUCAUUUGGUUUUCAUUUCAGACCUUCGAAGAAAUUGAUUUAUUUCAUUUGAUUGGUGUCGUCUGUGGUCUUGCCAUCUACAACUUUACAAUUGUUGACCUGCAUUUUCCGUUGGCUUUGUAUAAGAAACUGCUAAAGCAGAAACCUACCUUGGAUGACCUGAAAGAAUUGAUGCCUAUCGUUGGCAGGAGUAUGCAGCAAUUGUUGGAUUACCCAGAGGAGGCUGUGGAAGACACCUUCUCCCUCAACUUCACAAUUGCAGUAGAAAAGUUUGGAGUAACUGAAAUUAAAGAGUUGGCUCCAGAUGGCACCAAUAUUCCUGUCACUAAAUACAACAGACAUGAAUUUGUGGAUGCAUAUGUGGACUAUGUGUUCAACAAGUCAAUUGCCCCUUUAUUUGAUGGUUUCUAUGAAGGCUUUCACAAAGUGUGUGGAGGAAAGGUACUUCAGCUCUUCCAGCCUAAUGAAUUACAGGCAAUGGUGAUUGGAAACGCAAAUUAUGACUGGAACGAAUGGGAAAAGAAUACUGAAUAUAAAGGAGAAUACUGGGCAGAUCAUCCUACCAUCAAAUUAUUCUGGGAGGUGUUCCAUGAACUACCUUUGGAAAAGAAAAAACGUUUUCUAUUGUUUCUAACUGGCAGCGAUCGUAUCCCAAUUCUUGGAAUGAAGAGCCUAAAAUUUAUCAUUCAGCCAACAGGAGGUGGAGAUAAUUAUCUUCCAGUGGCACACACCUGCUUUAAUCUUCUGGAUCUGCCAAAAUACACAGACAAAGAAACCCUUAGGACCAAGCUCGUUAAAGCCAUAGAUCAUUAUGAAGGCUUCAGUUUGGUGUGAACAGGCAACUCUUAACUGCACAUCUUUUGCUUUUUGAGCUGGGUAAAAAGCAGAAUCCUUGGAAAUUACACAUUUAGCAAGAAAUGCUGUGCUGUGAGAAAUUGAACUGAACAAAUGGUGAAGAGCUUACAAUGUGUUAAUUUUAGCAAUUUGUAUAAAAUCAUGUACACUGUUAAUGUUACAUAUUAAAAUUAUAUUUACAAAUUAUGGGUGUAAAUGAUCUACAUUGAUAACAUCAGAAGAGGCACUAAUACAUAGCCUUAGAUACAAAGUCAGCUAGAUUAUGGGGAGACUGGAGUACAGGCGCAUGAAAAAUUCACCUAUAAUUUUUUUUCAUUACUUGUUGGCAAGUGUAAAUUAAGUUGUAUGUAAGAUUACAUUGUACUUUAAUGACUAGUUGAUAACAGUAAAUAGCGUUAAGAUUUUUGUAAUUAAAUCACUUUUUGGUAAGUAGUAAAAUCAUUGAGAAAAUAUGCAUAUGGCAGCACUGGCAUGCUGUACAUUAGAGCUUGUGUUCACAAAGUCUACUUCUAAACCCCUUGUUCACCCCUUUUUCAUUGCGACAAAUGAAUAAAUGCAUAAUUAUUGAAUUAUGGACCUAAGUAUUCUACUCAGUUCAUUUACUGACAGAAUCUUGGCAAAAACUUUGAUUCAGCAUAAGCCUAAAUGCAGAAAUAAGUAAGUGUCAAAGAUGAGUACAAUCCCAGAAACUUCCCAAAAAAACUAGUGGGAUCAAAAACUAAGAUCCCAGUUUAAAGGGGCACUCCAUUCUUACUCUAUAAAAUUAAUUUGCAAUUUUGAAUCUUAAAACUAUUUUUCUAGAACUCCAUCUCAACAAAGGGGUAACUUUGGGAGAAGACAGAGCUGUGAUUGUUAGAUGAGGAAAUAACUUAAAAUUAUUUUUGUAAUAGAUGCAAAAGUAAGAUAAAAGAAUUUUGGAUUUAAACAUUCCAAGCCGGAGCUCCAAUGUCUUGGAUUUCCCCUGACCCUGUAGUGCUAAGUUACUUACACUGUACCAAUAGCCAUUGCUACCUUGUAGAUUUAAAGGGUAAAAUAUUUUUACCAUAUAAAAAUACAAUGUGUUUGCUCAUGUAUCUCGAUUUUAUUUUGAAAUGUCACCAUUCUAUAACUUAUUUUCAAGUAAAUUUUGGAGAGUUGUUGAAUUUUAUCUUGCUCCAUGAAAGAUACAUUACAACUUUGAAUUAAAGAUUCAAUUUUUGAGUAAAGAUAUUUAAGCUGCCUUAAUAAUUAAACUUGCUUGUAUUUCUCUGAAGAUACUUAUAUAAUCAUUAUAUUUCCUGCUGUAAUGCUGUGAUAUUAGUAAAAAUGUAGCAUCAAGAGCUAGAAGUUGGCCUUUACAGUAUAUGUAUUUAUCAUAAAUGUGACAUUAAUUAGUUGCAUUUGGGAGAAUUGUAGUAGAAGCAUGUUUGAGAAUGUUCUCCGAUUUUAAAAGAAUCAGCUAAUAAAAUUUGCUAAGGUCAAAAAAAAAUACUGGAAGACAACACAAAAAAUAUAUAUAAAUAUAGCCUAGUUAUGGAAACUCCCAAUUUGGGCGCUUCACAUUUGCCAGAAUGUGCUUCACAUUGUGUUACACAUUGGAGAAAAUUUGCAUCUCUUCAGUCAAGUAUGAGGUAUGAGAAAUGCUAAACAGUUUGGCUAAGAACUUGCAGCUUAAUAUACAUUGAGUCAGUUAUUCAGUUCCUCAAGACUUGUACAGUAACUUAUGAAAACUCAUUCCCUUUAAGUAUUUAGUAUUUUUGCUACAAUAACUGUACCAAAAUAGAAUACCAAUUUUGUUAGUUUUUAUCAGAAUUCUCAGUACCUCUGACAACUUUGUUCAUUUACUGUUCUAUUUUGUAGCAUUUGGGAAUCAAUAAAGGGGUUGCUGUGUU
Messenger RNA from Carcharodon carcharias (great white shark), 5234 nucleotides. It is a transcript of the gene herc4, whose product is annotated as HECT and RLD domain containing E3 ubiquitin protein ligase 4. Gene Ontology annotation, cellular component: cytoplasm. The record is from RefSeq and is a predicted model, not a curated record. The transcript has 24 exons. Bases 193 to 3342 code for a protein of 1049 amino acids. Gene Ontology annotation, molecular function: ubiquitin protein ligase activity. Gene Ontology annotation, biological process: ubiquitin-dependent protein catabolic process; protein ubiquitination. Lineage: Eukaryota; Metazoa; Chordata; Chondrichthyes; Lamniformes; Lamnidae.